Molecule: messenger RNA, 709 nt
Organism: Leptopilina boulardi
Lineage: Eukaryota; Metazoa; Arthropoda; Insecta; Hymenoptera; Figitidae
Exons: 4
Coding region: 147-497 (116 amino acids)
Source: RefSeq, a predicted model, not a curated record
AAAAAAGAUAAAAAAGUGUCUGAUGAAAGAAGGGGUGGAGGAGUCAAUUUGAUAAAAUUGGUGUUAAUUUAACGUUCAGUAGACAAAUUUUCUACGCUUUUUUUGGACCAAUAAAUCAGGUUGCUUUGUCUAUAAAAUUGACAAUUAUGGACCCAAAUUUAUUACCAAUACCAGGAACAUCAAGAGAAUGUGUAAAUGAAAUAUUUCAAGAGGAGAUUUUUUAUCAAGAAGAAGUCGCCUUCGUUGAUGAGGAAAAUGAUUCCCUGCUUCAAGAAGAAGCUGUUAUCGACAAUGCGCAAACUGACGACCACACCUAUGCAUUAGAGACUGAAAAAACUUAUUCAAGUCGAAUAACACAACCAGUCACAAUGAGAACAUAUAAGACAUAUGAACGGCAUUUUGGAACAACAUAUCGUUGGCACAAAUCAGGGCGGCCAAAGAAAAUCCCAAAGGACGGACGAACUUUCACGUACAUAUAUUCUUACAAACUUCAUUAAAAUUACCCAACUGUUAAAUAAGUAAAACAAAAUGCAAAUUUUUUUGAUAUAAUAUUUAUACCACCCACACAGCCUGAACUUGCAGCAAUAUUCGCAACAUUGCCUCAAUAUUGCUGAAAUUUUCAAAUGUUUAAAAUAAUUUGAAUUUUCGAUUAAAAAUACUUUUUUUUAUUAUUAAUUUUUAGCAAUUUAUUGUUGAUUUUACAAUUUUU